This is a messenger RNA of Gastrolobium bilobum, 1491 nucleotides long. RefSeq lists its product as uncharacterized. The transcript has a single exon. The coding region runs from base 1 to 1491 and encodes 496 amino acids. Lineage: Eukaryota; Viridiplantae; Streptophyta; Magnoliopsida; Fabales; Fabaceae. The record is from RefSeq and is a predicted model, not a curated record.
AUGGCCGCCUUACAAGUUCCCGGGCUAUCUGAGAAUGUUCAUUUACAUUUGGUCAUCGCCGGCCUACACGAGUCCUCCAGGUUGGCUAAAUCCGUAUACAAAGACCCAGUCCGAACUCUAGUUGAGUUCACUGCACGGUCCAAAAAAUAUUUGGAGCUCGAACAUAUGGAGAUUGAAAACGCAAACCCAAGGCAACACCACGGCCAGAUGGAAAAACUUGGAAAUCGAAGGCAAAAUGAUUUCCGGGGUAAAAGGCCAGAAGAGAAAGUUUCAACAAAAGUAAGAUUUGACAGAUAUGCACCUCUGAAUUCGUCCAGAUCCCAAAUUUGGAGGGAGGUAGCAUCCACCGAAAUGAAAAGGGUGGAUAGGCAACGGCCAUUACUGAAUCCAGCCAGUCUGGACCAGUCUCGAUAUUUCGCGUUCCACGAUGGCCCUGGUCACACAACCGAUGAAUGCUGGGAUCUUAGAGACGCAAUUGAAAGAUAUAUCAGAGAAGGAAAGUUGCGUCAGUAUUUGAUAAGAACUCAGGGAUGGAAGAAUAAUAAGAAGAGGAGAGGACGAUUUGCCAGCCCGUCCCGGGAAAAGAAGUUCAGGGAUGAGGGCCGAGGUAAGAAGCCGGCCAAAGAAGAGGAUGAAUUCAUAGAACUUGAAUUUGAAUGCAAUGUUAUUAGCGAGGGUUUUGGUGGAGGAGGUGAUACCAUGAAUGCCAGGAAGAAGUACUUAAGAGAGGUGCUUUCAAUACGAGAGCGACCUAAGUUUAAAGAAGCCGAACCGGAAGCACCACUACUAUUUUUUACUAAGAAAGAGUUAGAGGACGUCAUGCCGGGACACGUUGACGGGUUAGUUAUCACCGGUACAUUAGUCAACUGUAAAGUCAAGAAAAUAUUUGUGGAUAACGGCAGUUGUGCCAACAUAAUUUUGUGGCAGGCAUUCCAGAAAAUGAACCUGGAUGUGGAAGAUUUGAAACCCUGCAACACGGGUUUGAUUGCAUUCAAUGGUCGUGAUAUUAUCCCUAAGGGGUACAUUGACCUGAGGCUUACCAUGGGAACAAAGGAGGCCUACAAGUCGGAAAUGGUAAGAUUCAUAGUAGCUGACUUCCCGUCGGAGUAUAACGUAAUUCUGGGAAGGCCAACUAUCCACGAUUGGGAUAUGCUGGUCUCCACCAAGCAUCAGAAGCUCAAGUUGAUCGAUAAGCAUAAAACGGUCAUCACCAUUGCUGGGGAUCAAAAAGAAUCUUGGGACAGCUAUUUUAAGUCAGUUAGAGCAGUAGGAAAUAAUCUUAAGACUCCUGCCGGGGUGAACCCCAAUAAUAAGCAGGAUAGUUCGGGGAAGAAGGGAACAACAUCGAUUAACUUGGUGGAGUUGGACAUGAGGGAUGAAACUCAGAUCCCGAGGCCGGAACCCGAUAGAGAGCUGGAGGAGGUAGUCAUUGGAGAAGAAACUCAAGCUGCCAAAAUCGGAAAGGGGCUGGCGAAUGAGGACAAAAUUUGA